CUACUAAAACAUGAAUAAAAGAUCAUGUAAGAGCCAGAUGCAAGGUACCCUUAUUUGCAUCAAGACUAAUUAUUUAUUUACAAACUAUUACCUUUAAGAAAAAAAUUAAAACAUACAACAAACACACGGAUGGAUUUUUCAGAUCAAAUUUGUUUACAGCUUAUUUAUUCUCCAGUGUGCUGGUCCAGUGUUAUUUAAGGGGCGUCUGCAGUGAUUUGGGAUACCAGUCACUAUGUGGAAAAAACAUUCCGUCUUUUGCCUUUUGGCUUUGGCUGUUGCUAUGAACUGCUUAGUGUAUGGACAAAACAGAAGGAAGGGACAAAGGCCAAGUGCUCUAGCAAGAAAAGACAAUCUUCUGGAUUCAGUCUGCUUCAUUGAUAUUGUCUAUGUCCUGGACAGUUCAGAAAGUGCCAAAGAUGUGCUGUUUGACAAGCAAAAGGAGUUUAUCACCCUCCUGAGUGAUAAAGUAUUCCUUAUGAAGCCCACCAGGGUCCUCAAGUAUGACAUCAAGCUAGCCAUCAUGCAGUUCAGCAGCUCUGUCAAAAUCGACUACCAUUUUGAUGAGUGGAGAAGCCUGUCAGAUUUUAAGCUGAGAGUCAAGGAGAUGACUUACAUUGGCCAUGGGACCUAUUCCUAUUAUGCUAUUUCCAAUGCCACCCAACUCUUCAAAACUGAAGGCCGUAAAAGCAGCGUCAAAGUGGUUGUCCUGAUGACAGAUGGGAUUGACCAUCCAAAGAGCCCUGAUGUCCAAGCCAUCUCUGAAGCUGCCAGAACAUUUGGGAUAUCUUUUAUUACUAUUGGCCUUUCAAAUGUUGCUGAUAAAGUCAAACUACUUUCAAUAUCUGGCAAUUCUCCUGGGACCCCUGUCCUCAUCUUGAAUGAUCCUAACCUUCUGGACAAAAUACGGAACCAAUUGGCCGCUUUAUUUGAUGUGCAGUGUGGAAAGAAAUGUGAAUGUCAAAAGGGAGACCAAGGACCUCCAGGACCAAAGGGUGGUCAUGGAAGUAGAGGUGACAAGGGUGAACGCGGACCUAAAGGAGAAAAGGGGGAAGCCGAGACAGGAGAGCCUGGAGAAAGGGGACCAAAGGGAAGUAUUGGCUAUAAAGGAGACAAGGGUGAUAGAGGAGAAUGUGGAACACCGGGCCUAAAAGGAGACCGAGGAACAGAAGGCCCUUUUGGGCCAAAGGGACCAAGAGGCCCCCAGGGAAUCGGUGGACCUCCUGGUGAUCCUGGUCCAAAGGGCAUUCAAGGAAGUAAGGGUGAGCCUGGUCCAUCAGGGCCAUACGGUCCUGCAGGAGUCCCUGGAAUUGGAUAUCCAGGACCGAAGGGCGAUAGAGGUCAGGAAGGAAGAAUUGGAUUUCCUGGGCCAACUGGAAUUGGCGAGCCUGGUUUAACAGGGCCACGUGGUCCUGAGGGUGUGCAAGGUGAACGUGGUCCCCCUGGAGAAGGACUCCCUGGAUUGAAGGGCGAAAAGGGUUCUGAAGGACCAGGAGGACCAGUCGGAGCUCCAGGCCUACCUAUCAAAGGAGAUAAGGGUGAACGAGGGAUCGAUGGACCACCGGGCCCCAUUGGCCCACCUGGAAUUGGAGUCCCAGGCAAUCAGGGAAUUCAGGGUCUGAAAGGUCUGCCUGGGGCAAAGGGAUCACGAGGCCUAGGCCUCCCUGGACAAAAGGGUCAAGAGGGUGCACCAGGAAUACAAGGGGAUGUCGGAGCACCAGGAAUUGGACAACCUGGACCUAAAGGAGAACCAGGGAGUCAAGGAUUUCCUGGACAAAAUGGGAAACCAGGAUUAAUGGGAACACCAGGCAAAAAGGGAGAACAAGGAGCACCUGGUGCAAGAGGUCCAGAAGGAUUGCCUGGGAAAGGUGACAUUGGCCCAAAGGGUGAAGAGGGACAAAAAGGAGCUCAAGGAAUGGAUGGUCCAAAAGGUAUAGCAGGUUCUCCAGGUCCAAAGGGUGAAUCUGGAAUCAAAGGUGCAGUUGGUAACCCUGGGCCUUCAGUUCGUGGACUACCUGGCCCUAAGGGGGAACAAGGAUAUCCCGGACCUCCUGGAAGUGAUGGAAAUCCUGGACCUUCAAUUGUGGGACCUAAGGGCGCUCCAGGUUUAAUUGGAUCACCAGGAGCUCCUGGGGCAAAAGGAGAUGGCUUUCCAGGUCCAUCUGGCCCUCGAGGAUUGCCUGGAGUUCAGGGACCAAGAGGCCUUAAAGGAUCAGGUGAUCCAGGACCAAAGGGAGAACAAGGACCAAGAGGACCCCCAGGGCCUUCUGGACCAAGGGGAGUAGGAAUACCUGGUCCCAAGGGCGUUAUAGGACAAAAAGGUUUGCCAGGUGCACUGGGUCCUCCGGGAGAGUCUAUACAAGGAAGUAAGGGAGAGCAAGGAAUUCAGGGUUCAACAGGCCCAAAAGGCUCCAUAGGAGUUGGACUACCUGGUCCUAAGGGGGAUUAUGGAGAGAAAGGUGAUCAAGGAAAGAGAGGUAACAAAGGAGAGAUUGGAGAACCAGGACCUGCAGGACCAAGGGGAUUUUCAGGAGUCAAAGGUGAAGCAGGUCUCACUAAAGAAGAGGUAAUCAAACUCAUCAUGGAGAUAUGUGGUUGUGGUGUUAAAUGCAAGGAAAAUCCUUUAGAGUUAGUAUUUGUGAUUGACAGCUCUGAAAGUGUUGGGCCUGAGAACUUUGACAGGAUCAAAAGGUUUGUGAAAACGGUGAUCGAUGCUGUCACAGUUAACCAAGCAACAGCCCGUGUUGGCAUCAUCAAUUUCAGCCACAAAGUUGAUGUGGUGUCCACCCUGCAGCAGUAUCCUAACAAGGAAAGCCUGAAAGGUGCCAUAGAUGUGAUGCAGUACUUAGGAGAAGGUACAUACACUGCUACUGCAAUCAAGAAUGCCACCAAUAUAUUCAAGUCGGCCCGACCAGGGGUGAGAAAAGUGGCUAUCGUGAUAACAGAUGGGCAAGCAGAUCGGCGUGAUCCCAACACUUUGGAGGCGGUGGUGAAGGAUGCCCAUGCAAACAACAUAGAAAUAUUCGUAAUUGGGGUGGUUCAAAAAAGUGAUCCCAAUUUUGACAGUUUUCGGAAAGAAAUGGAUCUCAUUGCUUCGGAUCCUGACAUUGAGCAUGUUUACCAGAUAGAUGAUUUCAUAACACUGCAAGCUCUUGAGAAUAAAGUAUUCAAACAAAUUUGUGAGAGUGAUUUCAGUGUCUAUAUCACCGAAGUGCUCAGUUCAGCACUUUCUCCUGGAUCUGAAACAAGACGUGAAAACACUGGUCAGUUUGCCAUAGCUGGUACUCCAGAGACAGGCAUCCUUCCACACAAACCAGAAGUAACGGAGCCUGUACAUCGUUCAAGAAUACCUGGUGAGAGAGUAGCAUCACGUAUUGACUGGGAUCAGUAUGGUACCACAGCUGCUCCUAAAUAUGAUCCUGACAGUUACAGGAAACCUGCCAUCCCUUCUCUUUAUGACCAAAAAGGAUAUUGGGAAUUCAGUACACUGAGUCCAGAGACUUCUGUCUCCUCUGAUUUAACUAGAGGUCUGCAACCGGACACAGCCAGUGCACAGCUUCACAGAGUAAUAGAUUCCAAGUGCCAUGAACCACUGAAAAUCGGAGAUUGUCAAAAUUAUGAAGUGAAGUGGUAUUAUUCCAAAGAUUCAAAUUCAUGUGCCCGGUUUUGGUAUGGAGGCUGUGGUGGCAACCAAAAUAGGUUUGAGACAGAAUGGGAGUGCCGGGCAGCCUGUGCACAAGGGUAACCCAAAGAAUUCAAGCUUCCAGAAGAAAGUGAAGUAAUUUCUAGAGUUUGAUCAAGAAUACUAGAAUAAUUCCAAAUGUUGUGUUGUUACAAGUGCUACAUCUGUACCACACCUACUGAUUUUUACAAUGCAUUCCAUAGAUUUUGUAGAGCAUGUUUAUCUUCAUAGCUAAUAGCUUCACUGCAGGUGAUAAUUCCAUGCUUAUUGUUAAAUUUUAGUACUGCCUAUGUCAGUCUUUAAGAAAUAUAAGCAAGUUAGAAUAUGGCAUUAUUAUUAUUUGGAAAUGAAAAUAUUCUCCAGGUGCCUCCAUUCUCCACAAGCAAUACUCAAAACUGGUAAGCACUGUAAAACCAGCAAAUGGAAAGAUGCAUCAGAAUACUGACCAGUGGCCAGGGGUCUUAAAAAGGGGUGUUUAUUCCUUCACUGAAAGAUGAAGCAGGCUCUCCAAUUGGGCCAUACACUGCCAAGAGGAACAGUAAUUGAAGCUCUUAAUGCUAUAUAUAUAUAUAUAUAUAUAUAUAUAUAUGCAGGUGCAUAGAUGGAAUUUUAUCGGUAUGUCUACAUUUUAGUAGCUAAGGAUGGUCUAAGACAAAGUGAGCAACUUUUGCUUCACCAGAUCUUGGAGUGCAACUCUCAAUAGCCCGAGGUAGCAGCUCCAAAGGGAAGGAAUUAUGAGACUUACAGUUCAAAAUAUUCUGCAUUAAUUGCUGCUUUCUGGCCUUUCUUUAAUGCAUGUAUAGGAGCUGCAAUUAAAGAAAGGCACAGAAAUGCUGAUGACCCUGCAUUUGCAUUCGGCACAUCAAGAGUCAAGAAUAUCUGCUUGUCAACAGGACUCUCCUGGUGAAUAAGGACCAGUAUUUGGGGGAAUACGUUAAAGCUUACUCCACAAGUUCUUGUAUCUCAGGGCUCUUUUAGAAAAGAGUAGCUAGCAAAGUGUCACAGUGAAUUAUAGGGGAAUUCAAUAAGAACAAGCACUGAAAGAUGUACAUAAGUAUAUUUUUUCAUACUACGUUUUCCUUUGAAACCCUGCCCCUAUACAAAAAGUACUGUACAUGGGAAAAUUGAUCAGCAGCCAUUAAAUUGAUCUUCUAAAAAUGUGUUA
This is a messenger RNA of Anolis sagrei ordinatus, 4844 nucleotides long. NCBI's taxonomy places the organism in Eukaryota, Metazoa, Chordata, Lepidosauria, Squamata, Anolidae. The record is from RefSeq and is a predicted model, not a curated record.